This is a messenger RNA of Pimephales promelas (fathead minnow), 1775 nucleotides long. It is a transcript of the gene prlhr2b, whose product is annotated as prolactin releasing hormone receptor 2b. Gene Ontology annotation, molecular function: neuropeptide binding; neuropeptide Y receptor activity. The record is from RefSeq and is a predicted model, not a curated record. NCBI's taxonomy places the organism in Eukaryota, Metazoa, Chordata, Actinopteri, Cypriniformes, Leuciscidae. Gene Ontology annotation, cellular component: neuron projection; plasma membrane. Gene Ontology annotation, biological process: G protein-coupled receptor signaling pathway.
GGCGCUGCUCUGAAUAAGGUCUAUUCGCACCCGCAACGGUCUUCACUGACAGGGUGACUGAAGUUGCUGGGCUUCAGGUUGCUUGAGUAAACGAGUGUCAGUUGUGGUGGAACACUUGUUCCUGCAGCACAUUCGGUCUCUCUGAUUUGUGUGGUUUGUUUCUCGAAGCAGAAGCUGCGCAUAUUGAGAGACACUCGGAAAACCACACCGGAGAAGCGCUGCUUUCACACACUUCUGAGAAACAGGAAUAUUCUGUGUCUUAGCAGGUGGAGACAGAAGUGUUUUGACUGAAGGAUGGAGGGCUCUGGUUGGCAAGGUGGAGAAGAGCUGCCUGGAAGCCACGUGUACGAGGUGAUGGUGGUCCCAAACUCCACUUCCCCUCACAGCUUUCCAUUCGCAGACGUAGCCCUGCUGCAGACCUUCAAGCCGCUUAUCAUCCCCUGUUACGUUCUUGUGUUGCUGGUGGGUGUCUUUGGCAACUACCUUCUGAUCUACGUCAUCUGCCGCACGAGGAAGAUGCACAACGUCACCAACUUCUUCAUCGGUAACCUGGCCUUCUCAGACAUGUUGAUGUGUGUGACCUGCGUCCCCUUCACACUGGCCUACGCCUUCAGCGCUCAUGGGUGGACAUUUGGACGCUUCAUGUGUUACCUGGUUUUCUUGAUCCAGCCUGUCACUGUAUACGUGUCUGUUUUCACCCUCACGGCCAUUGCUGUCGACAGGUACUAUGCUACAGUUCACCCUUUGAAGAAGCGGAUCUCAAUGGCGGCUUGCGGUUACGUGCUGUCUGGGAUCUGGCUGCUGUCGUGCGUGCUAGUCGCUCCCGCUGUGGCCCACACGUAUCACGUGGAGUUCAGAGAAGAGGGUCUGACCAUCUGUGAGGAGUUCUGGUUGGGCCAGGAGACCCAGCGGUUGGUGUACGCCUACAGCACACUGCUACUGACCUACAUCCUUCCUUUAUCCGCAGUCUGUGUGUCUUAUUUCUGCAUCUCCGUGAAACUCCGGAACUGCGUGGCCCCCGGACACCGCACGCGGGACCAGGCCGAGGCCCAGCGGGCACGCAAGCGGAAGAUCUUCAGGCUGGUGUCUCUAGUGGUGGUGGCGUUCGCCGUCUGCUGGCUGCCCAUCUAUGUGUUCAACGUGCUGCGCGACAUCGACAUCCGCCUCAUCAACAAGCGUCAUUUCCUGUUGAUUCAGUUGUUGUGUCAUCUGUGCGCCAUGAGCUCGUCCUGCUGCAACCCGUUCCUGUACGCGUGGCUGCACGACCGUUUCCGCGCAGAACUGCGCAAGAUGUUUACCUGCCACCGUCGCAUUGGCAUUCCUGCAAACCACUGCGCGACGGCAAGCGUUGUACUAUGACGUCAAUGUGGACUUCAGAAAAGAUAAAAACUCAUGAAGUGCAAUUUAAUAAAGGCCAACAAAAUGUAAAUACAGGAAAAUAUAUGAUGGAUGGAAACACUAAGGCUUCUCACAGCGAAAUCCUUUUUAAUUUUUCACAGAAAGAAAAGUGCAGCGUUAUUCAGUUAACUGUAUGGGGUUUUACAGACAAAGACCCAGAACUAGAUAUGAUGAAUGAAGAUAGUUUGCAGUUUCUUUAGCAGAAGUCAGCUUCAAGACUCACACUGGAGUUUGUAGGCCGCCCCGCUUACAGUUACAAAGAUCACACUAGUAAUACCAUACUCCAAGAUCUAAGCUACGUACUUGCUUCAGGUUGCAGUUUUUUUUCAGUAAACAGUAAUUUGAAAUGUUCCUAUUUUUGUUUUAGGAGUUCCCAA